AUGCCCUCCCUCACUUUGACAGACCCGGACAUGAUCCUGCCAUUCGAUAGCAAACGCGAAUCCCAAACUCCCUCCCCACCCCAAAUCGCCUACUUGUCGAAUCUCAACUCCCGCCAAUACGACAAUGCCCCCGCCAUGUCCCGACAGAAGAAAAAUUUUUCUCGCCAUGCCUGGACCCACGACGAUGUAAAUGUGAGUCGGCGAUUAUCGGAUAUUGGCGAGGAGCUAUCACCCGCUAGGUCGGAGAGUUUCGACACGGACUCAGGCGACUAUGCAGAAUCGAAGCAGGACCAAGAUGGCCUGAACCGUGAAAAUGCUACGUACAGUAGCUCUAGUUCCACGAUUAGUGCGGGGAGUCGUCGCGCUUCUGCAUCGACAGAGGUUCCUGAGCAGCGCGAGCGCGACAGCACGCCUGUUGACCCCGAGAUCGCGAGAGCGCAGGCUACCGCCGUGGUCGGCUCUGUUGGUCUCUCGUCUCUGCCGGCUAGCAGCGCAGUGGCGUCUGCAGCCGCAGAGGGUAAGGGGCCCGGCGAGGAAUUUUCUUCUGCCAUCCUGAGCAGCGAGGCAGAACGGAUUUUGGAAAACGCGAAGAAGAGACUCAAUCUCAUGGAAGGAAACCUUACACGCGCUAGGUCCACGACACGCAUGACACCCUCUCCCUCGUCCUCGAACGCGAGCUAUAUCCAGCCAUUAGGCAAGCAGCAACCGGUCGGCGGCCUAUAUCGAUCGAUCGCGAAAACGGAACCGAAGAAUUCAUCGUUGAGACGACAGUCGCUCAUCGCGUCGCAGGAUACGACCAAUAAUCGCCAUUCGAGGGUUCACUCUGAAACGAAUAUUUCGUCUGGAUCGAGUUUAUCGAACGAUACAAAGCGCAUGUCGCGCUCGGUCAGUGCCAUGGGCGCGAGUAGCUACUCGAAGCUUCACACCGAUGAUCGGUCGUUCCAUUAUGAGCCCACCAGGGCAUAUCUCACGCACCGCUCGUCGAUAUCCUCUAUAAAACCUCCGAUACAGGUGGUGGAGCAAGAAACCCAGGAUCAGACGCAGUCUCCUAUUUCCACCCCAGAUAGUUCCUUGGAUUCUCCCCAAGGCUUGGGAAUUUCGUCGGAUGAGGGUUCCAAAUCUAGUCCCGAUAGGUUCAGCCCAGUCUACAGCUCGUAUGGACCCCCUAGCCGUGCGCAAUCGCAGCUGCAAGUCCGCGAUCUCCAGUACCAGAUGAAAGGUCUCCAUAUCAAAAUCUCUUCCCUCAAGGUGAAGACCCAGGAGGACAACCUUCGCCGGCGCAGUCUACAAAGCUUGCGCACUCCUAGUCCUUUGACCGCCGCUGAUCACUGGUAUGCCAAUGCGUUGGAGCUAAGAGAUGGUCGGAGCAGCCGAGGCUCUAAUCCUCGACGCGAUACCAGCUCUGAAUAUGCCCGUGAUGCCUCAAACGGACCGGCAGCAAAAGAACGUUCUGACUCGGACGAAAAUAUCGCCGGCAACUCAUACAGACCUACCCGUAAUGGGCAGAACAAUGAGUUUGCCGAAUAUGACGACAGCCAAUCUGUUACCGAGAGCAUGUAUGAGGAUGCCGAGGAAGGCGAAUAUGACGAGAUCGACCGAAAAGCCCUGGAUGAGAUCUUGCGAGAACCCCUCGACGAGGACUUGGAAAGCGACACUGAAGCCUUCCCUGACAUGAUAUCACAGGACACGACCCCCCACGAAAUGCGUGAAGACGCUUUCGACUAUGAGCAUUUCAUCUUGCACAGUGCACUAGGCAAUUACACCCAACAAUUGCGUCGUGUGAGCAACAGCUCGAACGGAUCGGUUGAGACAACUCGGCCCGCAUACACAGCACGACACUCCCGCACCAACAGUGCCAUGUCCGACUCAACAGUAGCCACCUUCGCAACCGCAACCGAAGGCCGACGCGACGACGAGGACGACAUCGAUAGCGUAAUGUACUGGGACCGACGCUUCAAUCACGGUUCGCCCCCACAAUCCCCAUCCCCUGGACCACACCCCGCUAAUCCCCGGACAGAGUUGCGACACGGCCAUUCCCACAGUCAUUCUCGAUCCCAUUCUAACUCCCAUGCCCACUCCCACGCUCACAGCCACCAACCCAGCCCCAUCCAAGAAAUGGAGGUCGAAGGCGAGGGUGAUCGAUCUGUAACACCGAGUGGGUCACGCGAGAACGGCGUUGCUACCCGGGUGGGCAUGACUUCAUCCCCGCAAAAGACAACCGGCCCGUCAUCCUCUGCUGCGGCUGGCUCUGCAACGCCGACCUCCCUCGUUUCGUCGCUCGUUUCGACCGUGCGCGCUGCGUCUAGCACGCCCAGCGUGGGCAUCAACGAUGAUGACACCCAGAUGCUGGAGGCGCUCUUCAGCAGCCUGGGUACUGUCUGUACCGAUCUGCAGGCCAUCACGAGUUCCUCGGAUCCAGAUACAAAGGCUGCGCGUGUGCUUCGGCGCCGUCUGGACGCCGCACGGAGAGUACUGGAGGGAGAGCUCGAUGCUUGA
Molecule: messenger RNA, 2496 nt
Organism: Penicillium soppii
Lineage: Eukaryota; Fungi; Ascomycota; Eurotiomycetes; Eurotiales; Aspergillaceae
Exons: 2
Coding region: 1-2496 (831 amino acids)
Source: RefSeq, a predicted model, not a curated record